Molecule: messenger RNA, 924 nt
Organism: Talaromyces amestolkiae
Lineage: Eukaryota; Fungi; Ascomycota; Eurotiomycetes; Eurotiales; Trichocomaceae
Exons: 3
Coding region: 1-924 (307 amino acids)
Molecular function (GO): hydrolase activity, acting on carbon-nitrogen (but not peptide) bonds, in linear amides
Source: RefSeq, a predicted model, not a curated record
AUGGCGCCCGUGCACAGAGUAGCCGUUAUACAGUGGCAUAUCAAAAACCUCGACCCAGAAUACAACCACUCCCAAGCCAUCAAGCACAUCACCUCUGCCGCCGCCGAUGGUGCCACACUUGCUGUUCUACCAGAAUACCAUCUCUGCGGAUGGGCCCCGGAGUCACCAGAAUUCUACACACAAGCCUUCCAAAACCAGCCCUACCUCGACGCUUACUGCCGCCUAGCAGAAAAACUACAGAUCAACAUCGUCCCGGGCACAAUCAUCGAAGCCGAACCGAAGAACCCCGCUGCCACAAACGAAACAGAAAAAGACCACGCCCUCUACAACACCGCCUACUUCAUCUCCUCUUCCGGCACCAUCCUCGGGAAAUAUCGCAAAAAGAAUAUAUGGCACCCGGAACGCCCACACCUCACAUCCAGCAGCACCGACCCGCACGAAGUCCUUGACACCCCAGUCGGCAAAAUCGGCAUGCUGAUCUGCUGGGACCUCGCAUUCCCCGAAGCAUUUCGCGAAUUGAUUGCAAAGGGCGCAGAGAUCAUCAUCAUACCCACCUACUGGGGCAAACACGACGCAAACGAGGAGGCCUUACGACUCAACCCAAAUACUGAGCAGCUCUUCAUUGAGUCGACGCUUACGUCGCGCUGUUUUGAGAAUACGUGCGCAAUCGUGUUUGCGAAUGCGGCGGGGCCGGCGGAUUUCUUUCUGGGGAUGUCGAGGGUUGUGGUGCCGUUUAUUGGACCCGUGGGAGAUAAGAAAAGUAUGGAGGCUGAAGAGGAAGGGGCGAUGGUAGUGGAUUUGGAUUUGUCGGUGCUCACGUUGGCGGAGGAGAAUUACAAGGUUAGACAAGAUAUGGCGUCGGAGGGUUGGCAUUAUAGUUAUCGACAUGAUGCGGUUGAUAAGAGGCCUGCUGAGAAAGCCUGA